Messenger RNA from Colletotrichum karsti, 1320 nucleotides. RefSeq lists its product as uncharacterized. Bases 1 to 1320 code for a protein of 439 amino acids. Lineage: Eukaryota; Fungi; Ascomycota; Sordariomycetes; Glomerellales; Glomerellaceae. The transcript has a single exon. The record is from RefSeq and is a predicted model, not a curated record.
AUGAUAACAUCGAGCGCCAUAGAUCAGACCUCCGACCUCCAUUGGGAAGACUCUGAUGUCAACGCAACCUUCCCGUACAAUCACUUCUUCAACGCUACGAUUCAGAAUAUCACAACGACCACACGUACAGAGGAACAAAAUGUCAUUGCCUACCGAGAAAUCCGAUCGUCUCUGUACUUUGCCUGGUCGUUCGCCGAAAGUUCGCCAGAUAUCACAACUGCCCGGAUUCCACUUUUCUGUUCCGAGACCAAAUGCCAAUGGCAAAAGAUCACCAGCCUCGACAUCGACUACCAAUGCAGGAGCGCACCUACAGAUAUGGAUGACGACAACUUCGGUUACUCAAACCAAGCCAACAUCACGAGUCGUGUGGGAAUUACCGGGCCCAACGGCAUGUCAAAUUUUACGUCUGCCCAGAUCCGUCUGAAAGCGAGUCACAAAGUCCCAAGUGAUAGCACUUUUCAUCCAGCCUUCUCCGACAAUCCGGGGUUGAUUCUUCACUUGGCAGGAAUCGCUGAAGUAGGUGACCAGCAGUUCGAAGCAGCCGAGUGCGUCUUUUACUGGAGAGUGAAACGGAUGACUAACGUCGUCUAUCACGCCGUCAACCAAUCCCUCGAGAAAAAUGAGGACUACGAUAACAGCAGGCCAGAAAUUGGUCUGGUGAACAACAGAAGUAGUCUGGUAUUCGAGGGCCACUGCAAUGACAAUACGAUCAAAGACCAGACCAGCAUGGAUGUCUCCGGCAUCGACAACUGCACCUACGCGGUCACUCUCGAUGCACAUGCGGGGGUUCGGGAACUCCUCAUUAAGUUCCUCCCUGGGCAAGUCGUCCGAGAAGAGCAGAAUGGCGAGACGGUGUACCGACCCAACACCACAGCGAUUGAUCUUUUUCAAUGGACUUGGAGGAGAGUUCAAGCGGAUAAUUCUGAACCGACACCACUGAACAAAACCAUGCAGAUAUACAGCAACAAUGUGUCCAAGAUGAUAAGCUAUAAUAUCCGAUGUCUUUCAAACAACACAAUUUCCGGACAGGUCGGCCUUUACGGCCAAUUCUUUAAGAUCGAUACACUUUACGUUCUGUACCCAGGACUCCUGCUGGUUUUCAGUACGUAUCUCCUGGCGUACACCAUAUGGCGUUCAUGGAACGAACCGACAUGGAAGACUUCCCUCCUACCAUUACUCUACCACGGACUCGAGAGCCCGGCUCUUGACCAUGGACGUGCCAGCACCAAUCUGGCCUGGAUGAAAAAGUCAGGUGAUCACAAGAAAGUCGUACUCCGCGACAACGACGAUGGCUUGGGCUUGAAGUUAAGAGUAUCAUAG